Messenger RNA from Eucalyptus grandis, 1722 nucleotides. RefSeq names its product disease resistance protein RPV1-like. The transcript has 4 exons. Gene Ontology annotation, biological process: defense response; signal transduction. Gene Ontology annotation, molecular function: ADP binding. The record is from RefSeq and is a predicted model, not a curated record. Lineage: Eukaryota; Viridiplantae; Streptophyta; Magnoliopsida; Myrtales; Myrtaceae. Bases 1 to 1173 code for a protein of 390 amino acids.
AUGGCGAAAGAGGGUCCUCACGGCGGUUCGAGCUCAGCACCAUCAGCAUCGGUGACAGGAAACAACUUCGACGUGUUCCUGAGCUUCGGAGGAAGCGACACCCGACAUGGGUUCACCGAUGUUCUCUACAGAAGCCUCGUCGAUCACGGGGUUCGCACCUUCUUAGACGAAGAAGAGCUUUCCGAUGGAGAGUAUAUCAAGAAGCAGCUCCCUGAGUCGAUCAAGCUGUCGAAGAUUGGCAUCCCGAUCCUGUCCGAGGACUAUGCCUCGAGUAAGCCGUGCCUUCGUGAGCUGGCUCAGAUGGUCGAGUGGUGCAAAGAGGGAAGAAUGAUCAUCAUGCCCGUCUACUUCUUGAUCACGGCAUGGGAUGUGGAAAUGAAGGAUGGGAGGGGUCCCUACGCCGAUAAAAUUGCGGCACACAAGGAGAAAGGAGUUGAUCCGGACACGGUUCAGAAAUGGGUGGAUGCCCUCAAAGAAGUGACAUCUGUCAAAGGGCGGCAACUGACCGAAUCUACUAGGCGAGGAGAAUUUGCAAUUAUGAUGGUCUCAAAAGUUCUGAAGAGAUUGAGAAAGGCUAAGCUCAAUUUGUCUGACAAAUUAGUCGGGAUUGAAGACCGCUUGCCCGAGCUGAGAAGAAUGUUGGAUACUGACUCUAGUGACGUGCGGAUGAUUGUCAUCUCCGGCAUUCCAGGCAUUGGUAAGACAACCCUCGCAAAAUCUCUCUACAACGAUAUCUGCCACCUCUUUGACCGUCACAGCUUUCUCGGUGAUAUUGGAGACGCUACUGACAAGAAGGCUCUUCUAGCUUUGCAAAAUCAGUUGGUCUCUGACAUCGUCCAAAGGGACUCAGCAAAACUCCAAUCGGUUGAGGAAGGAAUCAGCUUCCUCAAAUUAAGAUUAAGCACCUGGAAAGUCCUCAUCCUUUUGGACGACGUGCAUGAGAAGUCUCAGCUUGAAGCUUUGGUUGGAAGUCUCGAUUGGUUCGGUUCAGGGAGUAGGAUCAUUAUCACAACCAAAAGAGUUCUCAAUUUACGUGAAAUGGCAGAAACUGAUGACGUUGAAACUUACAAAGUCCCAGAGAUGGAGGAUAGUGAUGCUCUAAAACUUUUUGUAGAUACGCCUUUGCUAAGGAUUGUCCAGAACAUGACUAUGUUGAUCUGUCCGAAAGAAUAGUGUAUGCUACUGGAAAGCUUCCAUUAGCUGUUGAGCUCGUAGGUUCACACCUGUCUCUGCUUCGGGAUAAAAGAGGAGCUUGGGAAUCUCUACUGGAGAAGUUACAAAAUGUAACUGAUGAUAAAGUCGAGAACAAGUUGAGAAUAACUUACGAACAAUUAAACAGUUUCCAACAGCAUAUUUUUCUCGACAUAGCUUGUUUUCUUUUUGGGGAGGAUAAAAGAUCGCAUCGUACAUGUGGGAUGAGCUUAAAUUGUAUCCUUCUUUUGAAGUCGAGAUGCUUUGUCUCAUGUCCAUGGUAAAGAUUGGAGACGACAAUAGGAUGUGGAUCCACGAUCAGCUAAGGAAGCUGGGCAGGAAAAUUGUUCAAGAAGAUUUCAUGAAACAAGGGAACAACAGUAGACUAUGGGCCACUGAAGCUCGGAAGAUUUUUAAACAAGAUGAGAGCCAAAUGAAGGUUGAAGCUCUGUGGCUUGAGAUGGAUAACACUGAACAAAAAGACAUGGAUGGUCGAUCGCAGACCUCUUUGACUGGUGACCAAUUUAAAGA